CAACAAACAGAAGAAGCUGUUAGCCUGAGUUCAUCAAACCUAGCCUAGCUUUGUUUGACUAACUUACGGCGGUUUUCAAUUCUGUUUUAUUAUCUCGUUGUUUUAUUUACUCACAACAGUUAUGAAAGGUAUACGCCUUAUUUAGUGUUGCUGUAUGCCUGUUUUUUUGUGUGGAGAUAUAAUCUUAAAGUCGGAUAGCUAAAGCUAACUAAGCAACGUUUUUUUGCUAGUAUGUUUAUUAUAUAUGGCAAAAAAUUGAUUUCUUGAUUAAAAAAUUGAUCUACUGCGUAUUUUUUUCGAAUGUGAAUUAAACAUGUUUACACUGCAGUUUAGACUGCUCGUGUAGUCAAUUACUUUGUUGAUUUGAAUCUAUUAAAUAAACAUUAUUGAUUAAUAAUAUGUCAGCGCAAAAAGACUGUGAGUUUUUAGUUAAAAGAGCCCGGGAAUUGGUUUCUGAUGAUCCAUGCGCGGCCAAAGCCUGGCUAAUAACAGCCAGAACCCUUUAUCCAACAGAUUUCAACAUACAGUAUGAAAUGUACAUAAUUGAACGCAAUGCAGAGAGGACAGCGUCGGCUGGGCGGCUUCUGUAUGACAUGUUUAUAAACUUUCCAGAUCAGCCGAUUGUAUGGCGUGAGAUCGCGGUGAUCACAGCUGCCCUCCGCAGUGACUCUCAGGAAAAACACGCUCAGUUUCUAAGAGCUCUUUUUGAGACUCUGCCUGGCCGUGUGCAGUGUGAGAUGCUGCUGAAAGCCACAGAGCAGUGUUUCAACACGUUGGAGAAGGCAGAGAUGCUGCUGCUCCUCCUGAAGCGCUUCCCAGAGUCAGUUGUCCAGCAUGGGGUUAAUUUAGGAGAGACCUUGUUGGAGGCAGAGGUAUCUGAAAAUGUGGAAUCUCCUGUCAACUGCUUCAGAAAGCUUUUUGUCUGUGAUGUCCUUCCUUUGGUUAUAAGUAACAUGGAUAUGCGCCUGCCUGCAAGCCUGAUGCAGAAAUACAUACUGAAAGCAGCUGAGUUCUACAUCGGUUAUGUGACUCGUGGACCUUCAGCUGAUAUGCAGAUACAGGGUAGCCAAGAUGGCGCGACCCUAAAGUCACCUGGAGUUUCUCGUGGCUCCCAGCGAUAUGUGAUUGAUGGUCUGUCUGAAAAAUCGUCAGUAGUGGCAGAGCCGUGGGAGAGGCUGCUGGACGUCCUAACUAUGGUCGGUGCUCGAUGCGAGUGGCAAGGCGACAAAGGACAGAGGAGUUAUAUAGACAUGCUGCAAAGAGUAAAAGAGCUGUGUCGCUAUCUACCUGGUCUGGAGGGAGAAACCAGGUCCCGCUACUACAGUCAGGUCGUCAUCUGUGCUGCACUCGUCCUCUUCCGCAGUGCCUUCCUCUACGUCUCAGCUGUACAACCAUCACUGUUCCAGGGUGUUGCUGGGAUCACUUCAGGUCCGUGGAUCCUCGUGGAGGAUUUGAGUCUGGUCUACAGUGAUGUGGAGGUGGACAGAGGGAUGCUGAAGCAUACACAUAAGAAACGCAAACUGGCUGAUGGGAGAGAGAAAACAAUGAGCUCAGACGAUGAGGAAGGUUUGGGAAAAGGCAGAGGUCGACAUAUUUUGGUCAACAAGACUGAGAUGCCUAACUGGUCAGAAACAUUGGAGAGUUUCCGUACAGCGAGGGAGAGUUGGGACCUCCUUCACUCUCACGAUGGUCUGGAAGCUGAGUUUAAGAAGAUCUGUUCUGCGUGGAAGACAGAAAGUUGGCUCUGGUUCAGGAUAUUCGUGACUGAUAUGAUUAUUUACCAGGGCCAUUAUCGUAAGGCCCUCUCCAGCCUGCAUCAGAUGGCUGCUGUGCAGCAGCCUCAACCCCCACAGCAGAGCCCCACAGGCCAGGCCAGUCUGGAGCACCACAGGGCCCUCAUCCAGCAGGCAUCCUGCCACUACGCUCUGGGAGAAUACAGAAUGGCCUGUGAGAAGCUCCUCGAUGUGGUUAGCGGACUGGUUCCUCCAAACUCUGAACUGACCAAAGCAACAGAAGAUCAUUCCAGAAUCAAGUCCAAGACCAGGAAAGGCAAUGACUUGAGGUUGCUUCCUUGCACCACCAGAGCUGUGUUACCAUUUUGUCUCCAGCUGAUGCUUGCUUGUUUUAAGCUCAGAGCCUUCACAGACAGCCGUGAUGACCUGUCUUUGGGCCAUGUGGUGGUGCUGCUGCAGCUUGACUGGCCACAGGGGGAGAUUCUGUUUUUAAAAGCUGUAGAUAAAAUCUGUCAGCAAGGCAGCUUCCAGUAUGAGAACUUCUUCAACUAUGUCACUAACAUCGACAUGCUGGAGGAGUUUGCUUACUUACGGACUCCAGAAGGAGGGAGAAUUCAGCUGGAGCUGCUCCCUAAUCAGGGAAUGCUGAUUAAGAACCCUAGCCCCGCCCUGGGGGUGGAGUUAAAUACCCUUCUGCUCCAAGGGGUGCAGACAAUGGAAAGACACCACACUGUGACCAGAGGGAUCACCAAAGGAGUGAAGGAGGAUUUCCGCUUAGCCAUGGAGAGACAGGUGUCCCGCUGUGGAGAAAAUCUGCUGAGCGUGCUUCACCGUUUCUGCAUUAAUGAGAAGAUAAUCAUCGUCCAGUCCCUUCCAUAACACCUCGCCUGAGUCUUUACAUUAGCACAAAAUAAGAGCAGGCAGGCUGGUUUUUAGAGCCGAAAAAGCUGGACUUUUCUCAUUUGGGAUAACACCUGUAAUCUGUUGCGACUCUGUGGAUUUCAGAGAACAGUAACGUCUAAAUCCUUCUUGUAUUUAGUGUUGGUGUUGAUGUUAAAUAAAGACUC
Cyprinodon variegatus (sheepshead minnow) is the source of this 2800-nucleotide messenger RNA. It is a transcript of the gene ints10, whose product is annotated as integrator complex subunit 10. The record is from RefSeq and is a predicted model, not a curated record. Bases 399 to 2612 code for a protein of 737 amino acids. Gene Ontology annotation, biological process: snRNA processing. Gene Ontology annotation, cellular component: integrator complex. The transcript has 18 exons. NCBI's taxonomy places the organism in Eukaryota, Metazoa, Chordata, Actinopteri, Cyprinodontiformes, Cyprinodontidae.